AUGUCUCUGUUGAGCCCGGAACCGGAGACAGUGCCGUUUGAGAUUAGGCCCCCUCUGGUGUGCCCUUCGAGAAUUCCCAUUGUGGGGCACUGCUCAGUUGCUCCCAUCUGUCUGGCUUGUUCAGUCUCCCAUCUGUUCUCACCGGACACAGGAAGCACACCUCUAGGGUGGUACGCGGGUCCCGGUUCGCGCCAGCGCCCACCGCGCCUCGUUGCCACGCCUCAGAAAAUUGAGGAAAUCAAGGACUUCCUUCUCACAGCCCGACGAAAGGAUGCCAAAUCUGUCAAGAUCAAGAAAAAUAAGGACAACGUGAAGUUUAAAGUUCGAUGCAGCAGAUACCUUUACACUCUGGUCAUCACUGACAAAGAGAAGGCAGAGAAACUGAAGCAGUCCCUGCCCCCUGGUUUGGCAGUGAAGGAACUGAAAUGAACCAGACACACUGAUUGGAACUGUAUUAAAAUAAUAAAAAUCCUAAAAAAAAAAAAAAAAAAAAAAA
Molecule: messenger RNA, 496 nt
Organism: Nomascus leucogenys (northern white-cheeked gibbon)
Lineage: Eukaryota; Metazoa; Chordata; Mammalia; Primates; Hylobatidae
Exons: 3
Coding region: 1-429 (142 amino acids)
Biological process (GO): protein-RNA complex assembly; translation
Cellular component (GO): cytosolic large ribosomal subunit; ribosome
Molecular function (GO): structural constituent of ribosome
Source: RefSeq, a predicted model, not a curated record